This is a messenger RNA of Neomonachus schauinslandi (Hawaiian monk seal), 2872 nucleotides long. RefSeq names its product Rap guanine nucleotide exchange factor like 1 (gene RAPGEFL1). Lineage: Eukaryota; Metazoa; Chordata; Mammalia; Carnivora; Phocidae. Gene Ontology annotation, cellular component: plasma membrane. Gene Ontology annotation, molecular function: guanyl-nucleotide exchange factor activity. Bases 399 to 2402 code for a protein of 667 amino acids. The transcript is spliced from 15 exons. The record is from RefSeq and is a predicted model, not a curated record. Gene Ontology annotation, biological process: Ras protein signal transduction; positive regulation of GTPase activity.
UGCCAGGAGCGCAGCCGCCGCCGCCGCCGCCGCCUCCGCCGCGUCCUCUCUCAGCCUUGCGCUCCGCCCGCUGUCUCUGCCGCCGCAGCCCGGCCCAGGAGCGCAGAGCCCGGGGCACUGGGCCCGCAGCCUACCCGCCCUCCGGGCCGCGUGCCGGCUGCAGCCGACAUGGGGGGCCACUAAGAGCGAGCACUCUUUCCCUCUGGCACCUCCCGGGCCACUGGCCACUGGACCCCGGCCAGCGAGCCUCGGGCACCUCUGGCCCCCAGUCCGGCGCCUGGCACAGCCCUCCGCUCUGCCUCUCAGGCUCUGAGCAUCGUGUCCCCGCCCCCCCCCGCCCGCCCCUGGGACACCUGGGUCCCCCGGCGGCCCCGAGGAGAGGGGCGGGGGGGGGGGGCAUGAAGCCGUUGGAGAAAUUUUUGAAGAAGCAGACGUCGCAGCUGGCGGGGCGAACGGUGGCGGGAGGUCCCGGCGGGGGUCCGGGAAGCUGCGGCGGGCCUGGCGGGGGCGGGGGACCUGGCGGGGGCGGCGGUCCAACCGGAGGACUGCGGCCGCUGCAGCGGCGUCAGAGCGUGUCUCGCCUGCUGCUCCCCGCUUUCCUCCGGGAGCCCCCCGCCGAGCCGGGGCUGGAGCCGCCCCCUGAAGAGGAAGGGGGAGAGCCGGCGGGGGUCGCGGAGGAGCUCGGCAGCGGGGGGCCCUGUUGGCUACAGCUCGAGGAGGUGCCGGGGCCCGGGCCGCUCGGGGGAGGGGGGCCCCUGCGCUCCCCUUCCUCGUACUCCUCUGACGAGCUGUCCCCGGGCGAACCCCUGACCUCCCCGCCCUGGGCCCCCCUGGGCGCCCCCGAGCGGCCGGAGCAUCUUCUGAACCGGGUGCUGGAGCGGCUCGCCGGAGGGGCCACCAGGGACAGCGCUGCCUCAGAUAUUCUGCUGGAUGACAUCGUCCUCACCCAUUCUCUCUUCCUCCCCACGGAGAAAUUUCUGCAGGAGCUACACCAGUAUUUUGUUUGGGCAGGAGGCAUGGAGGGCCCUGAGGGGCUGGGCCGGAAGCAGGCCUGUCUAGCCAUGCUCCUUCAUUUCCUGGACACCUACCAGGGGCUGCUGCAGGAGGAAGAGGGGGCCGGCCACAUCAUCAAGGAUCUGUACCUGCUGAUCAUGAAGGAUGAGUCCCUUUACCAGGACCUCCGAGAGGACACAUUGAGGCUGCACCAGCUUGUGGAAACAGUGGAGCUAAAGAUCCCAGAGGAAAGCCAGCCACCCAGCAAGCAAGUGAAGCCACUCUUCCGUCACUUCCGCCGCAUUGACUCCUGUCUGCAGACCCGAGUGGCCUUCCGGGGCUCUGAUGAGAUCUUCUGCCGGGUCUACAUGCCUGACCACUCUUACGUGACCAUCCGCAGCCGCCUCUCGGCGUCUGUGCAGGACAUCCUGGGCUCUGUGACAGAGAAAUUGCAGUACUCGGAGGAGCCUGCGGGGCGUGAGGACUCCCUCAUCCUGGUAGCUGUGGCUUCCUCUGGAGCUCGUUCUCCUGCAGAGAAGGUCCUUCUCCAGCCCACUGAAGACUGUGUCUUCACCACACUGGGCAUCAACAGCCACCUGUUUGCCUGCACGCGGGACAGCUUUGAGGCCCUGAUGCCCCUCCCUGAGGAGAUCCAGGUCUCCCCCGGAGAUACAGAGAUCCACCGAGUGGAGCCCGAGGACGUUGCCAACCACCUUACUGCCUUCCACUGGGAGCUCUUCCGAUGUGUGCACGAGCUGGAAUUCGUGGACUACGUGUUCCACGGGGAGCGCGGCCGCCGGGAGACGGCCAACCUGGAGCUGCUGCUGCAGCGAUGCAGCGAGGUCACGCACUGGGUGGCCACCGAGGUGCUGCUCUGCGAGGCCCCGGGCAAGCGCGCGCAGCUGCUCAAGAAGUUCCUCAAGAUCGCGGCCAUCUGCAAGCAGAACCAGGACCUGCUGUCCUUCUACGCCGUGGUCAUGGGGCUGGACAACGCCGCCGUCAGCCGCCUGCGCCUCACCUGGGAGAAGCUGCCAGGGAAAUUCAAGAACUUGUUCCGCAAAUUUGAGAACCUGACAGACCCCUGCAGGAACCACAAAAGCUACCGAGAAGUGAUCUCCAAGAUGAAACCUCCUGUGAUUCCCUUCGUGCCUCUGAUCCUCAAAGACUUGACUUUCCUGCAUGAGGGGAGUAAGACCCUUGUCGAUGGUUUGGUGAACAUCGAGAAGCUGCAUUCAGUGGCUGAAAAAGUGAGGACAAUCCGCAAAUACCGGAGCCGGCCCCUUUGCCUGGAUACGGAGGCUUCCCCCCAUCACCUGCAGACCAAGGCCUAUGUACGCCAGUUCCAGGUCAUCGACAACCAGAACCUCCUCUUUGAGCUCUCCUACAAGCUGGAGGCUAAUAGUCAGUGAGAACAGAGGUGCUGGUCGGCGCCCCACCAAGGUCCUCGGGCACCUGGCACUCAAGCACUUUGCACGAUGUCCCAACCCACCCCUGACAUCUUUCCACUGGAGCAACUUCCUACCCCUCCGGAAAGAGUCAGAUGGACUUAACCCCUGGACUCAUAAGCCUGUUCAUCCUGCUGAAGCCCUCUCCCCCUUGCUCCUUCCAGCCAAAACCAUACUCUGCUGGUUCCUGCCCUUGCAGGGAAGGGGGGCAGAGUGCUCCUUCCUCUGUCUCCUCCCAUCGAGGUCUGUUCCAGAGAUGGAGUUUCCAACCUCCUCCCAAGCAGGCAGGAAAGCUGCCCACCCUCCUGUCUCACAGAGCGGAAUCGUGGGAGGGAUUGGCAGCCUUCCUUUCCCCCCCCCGUCCGGCCUUUCCCUGGUCAGGGCUGGGACCCCUGGAUGUACCCCCCUGGAAUAUUAUAUCGCCCUUGUGUCUG